AUGGAGGUAGAAACUCAGAACCCAGCGAUACCACAGCCACAUAUCAAUCUCCAGAAGGGAUGGCCAUCGCCGCGACUUCUUCCUAGCCAGGCACUCCUAGCUGCUGCUGAAGCAACACUCUCUAGCUCGGCACGAGCGACAGAUGCCAUGCUGUACGGACCAAACAUUGGCGACCCUGCACUGCGAAGAGGUUGUGCCGAAUGGCUAUCUCGUUUGUAUCGUUUACGAUCACCGCCAGCGGGAUCAGAGGAUGGGAUUGUCGAUCCCAUAUCGCCUGACCGCAUCUGCAUCACCGCCGGGGCGUCAAACACGCUGGCUUGUAUCAUGGCCGCAUUCACCGACCCCGCUUAUACUCGCCGUGUGUGGAUGGUUGAACCGACCUAUUUCCUUGCCUGCACGGUAUUCGAAGAUGCGGGAUUUCAAGAUCGUCUUGUUGGUGUACCAGAGGAUGAGGAGGGUUUGGAUGUGGACUUCUUGCGAAAACGAAUCGAAGUUGUGGAAAGUGAAGAAGCAGCGCUGGGAACGCCGUACAAGCGUUCACCCCAGUAUCCCCGGCUCUACCGCCAUGUGAUUUACCUUGUUCCCACCUUCAGCAACCCUAGCGCAAAGACUUAUACGUUGGCGCGGAGGGAAGCUCUGAUACGGCUUGCAAGGGAAGUCAAUGCCCUCAUUAUCACGGACGAUUGCUAUGACUUUCUGUCGUGGACAAGUGAAGCUGAAUGGAGGGAGUUCACCGUCACGAGUGGCACCUCCCAUCAUUCUUGCCUGACUCCUCCGCCUCCGCCCCGGCUCGUAGACGUCGACAACUCAUUAUCGGGGGGCGACAGGGAAUGGGGAAAUGCGAUCAGUAACGGAUCCUUCUCGAAGGUUGUCGGACCUGGCAUGAGGUGUGGAUGGGCCGAAGCGACUCCUGCGUUCAUUUUCCGACUCAAUCAAGUCGGAGCCACAUUAUCAGGCGGCGCUCCAGGGCAAUUCUCUUCUGUAUUGAUCGAACAUAUGUUGCGGACUGGGGCCCUUGAACGUCAUAUUCAGCAUGUCCUUAUCCCGACUUACCGCAGUCGCUGUGCCACACUUCGGAAAGUAACAGAGGAAUACUUGGGUCCAUUGGGGGUGCGGAUCGACGUCGGUCGUUCAUAUCAUGUGAAGAGCUCCGAAGGUGACGAAGAGAUCGUUGGCGGAUUCUUCCUCUACAUCUUGUUUCCUGAAGGCAUCGUUGCGGAUGAGGUUGCAGCUGUGGCAUUAAAGCAAUACAACGUACGGCUUCUGUCCGCCGGAAUGAUGUCGGUCAGAGGAAGCAAACCGUCUAGUGAUCAGUUGAGGAGGGGCGCGAGGUUAUGCUGGGCGUGGGAGGAAGAGGAACAAGUCAUGGAAGGCGUGCGAAGGAUAGGUCAGGCGUUGAAGGAGCAAUUCCUCAACAGGAACGGGUACGAAUUGUAG
Molecule: messenger RNA, 1437 nt
Organism: Exophiala xenobiotica
Lineage: Eukaryota; Fungi; Ascomycota; Eurotiomycetes; Chaetothyriales; Herpotrichiellaceae
Exons: 2
Coding region: 1-1437 (478 amino acids)
Biological process (GO): biosynthetic process
Molecular function (GO): pyridoxal phosphate binding; L-2-aminoadipate:2-oxoglutarate transaminase activity
Source: RefSeq, a predicted model, not a curated record